Electrophorus electricus (electric eel) is the source of this 7662-nucleotide messenger RNA. It is a transcript of the gene nexmifb, whose product is annotated as neurite extension and migration factor b. NCBI's taxonomy places the organism in Eukaryota, Metazoa, Chordata, Actinopteri, Gymnotiformes, Gymnotidae. Gene Ontology annotation, cellular component: nucleus. The record is from RefSeq and is a predicted model, not a curated record. Gene Ontology annotation, biological process: negative regulation of cell-matrix adhesion; negative regulation of cell adhesion mediated by integrin; negative regulation of neuron migration.
GACGACAAAAGAAAAAAAGAGACGCCUCAACGAUGGCAGCAUCAAGCACCUGGUUAAUGAGAGGGGAUGAAUGAUACGGGAGUUUGAAAACGAACGACAUGCGUGGUAACGGGAAAUUAAAACAUGGUUUACGCACUAACGUGGUUCCUGGAGUACCAAUUCUGCUGUAAUUUAAAAUGGAGUGGUAGGGGGAAGAGAAUCGGGUUGUCUCCAUCAUUGGGUGGCGAAUCCACCUGCUAAUACCGGAGGCCCAGGCUCGGGAAAACAUGGAGAAGUGCCUACAUUGAGGGGAAAAUUGUCCAAACAUCCUAGCUUUUAUCUGGCAGCGGAAGGUGGCUCUCCGGCGUCAAGAAGAAAACCAGUAUCUCGAUGCAUCUACAAGAUGUGGGACAGUGGAGGUGAUGCACACGAGGAGUAACGCCUUCUCUAAUUGAUGGAUGUCCCAAAGGAGACCAGUCUCAUUGUGCAGGCUUUGAAUUCAGCACAGACCAGUGCAUUGGACCAGACCGGAUUACAUGAGCUGAGAAGUAAUCUGAGGCUGUAUGGUACUCCAGAUGCUGCCUUAGCCCCGUUAUCUUCAAUUGCUGCAUUGAGUGCCCAAAGAGGGGAUUCAGACUGCCAAAGGGUGGCACUGACAUUAAGGGAGUAUCAAUUCUCGGGCCCACCUUCACCAGAGACUCUCACCGAGGCCCGUAAGCAGCCCGCUGAUGAGUUCUGCGGACACGGCAUUUCCCUCACAUCCUGUGUUACCAAGGAUGUGAGCCGCUGGGCCCUGGGGGAAGACAGCACCAAGCCACCCUUCACCAUGAUGGAGUCAAUGGGUGUCUCUGGGCUGACCGAAGACUGCUUGAUUCAGCAGAGCCGCAGUUGCCUGGGCUGCGGUGUCGAGACCAAGGAUACAUCGGAUGCUGAGCCCAGUGUAAGCCUCAAAAUGGCCGACAUUAACCAGGAGUAUGAUGCUUGCUCCCUCUCUGACAUUAGCAUGCAGUGCAUGAGCACCAGUGAGACAGGCAAUUAUGGGGAGCAGCUCUUGUCUGACCAACUUUUGAGCUUUCCCAUGCCUAAGUCCCAGCUGGAGGGAAAAAAGGAUAUGGAAAAGAUAGAAAAUGAGCCCAAUCAGACAUCCAAAAACAUGCAUGAAGGUCUGUUGCUGGACAAGUGCAAUGGAGAAGAGAGCCUGCUCACCACUUCAAACCAGGACUGGGGUUACUUUGAGUCCUUCAUCAGUGAGAGCAAAAUGGAGCUGCUGGACCUCUGUUCAAAAAAUGAGCUUUCAGUGAACCUCUUCUCAGAGGAGGAUGUGGACAACUACAUGUUUGACGAUGAUGAUGAUGAUUCAACACUAAGCAGUGACAUGUGCUCACUGAAGAUCCGCUAUGAGUCCUUCCAAGACAACAUGAGGGAAAAAACUAAUGUUCUUCAGGAGGAAGCACAAUUCAACUUUUUCCCCAGUGUCCUAGUGAACUGCACUAAAAAAGAGACUAAUGUAGUUAGGCGGAGUGUGGAUGGACUCUUACCCAAACCUGAAGAGCUUGGACUAGAACAUGAAAGUAAAGGAGAUGACAAUGACAGCUCCUUAGAUAGGACACCUGAUUACAGUCCAAAAAUGAACUACUUCAUUGAUUCUAGCAACUCAGCUGAAGACUCAGGAGAGUACAGUGAUGACAGUUCCUGCACUGGGUACUCCAUUGACACUUUCCAUGAGGGCAAACAUAGAAAUUCAUUUUCUCUAAAGAAUGUAUGCUCUUCCCCUCUAAAUUAUGGACUACGAGCAAAGCGAAAAGUGAGGUACAGUGAUGACUACCUUUAUGAUGUUGACUCAAUUGAAAGUGAAAAAAACAAUGAAAAGCGUGAGAAACUGUCUUGUGGUCCUAAAGAGGAAGAGGAUGAUGAUUGGUGCCCUAAAAAGAGAAGAAAAUCCUCCCGCAAGGAGCCACCUGUGAUAAUCAAAUAUAUAAUUAUUAACAAGUUCAAAGGAGAAAAACGCAUGUGUGUGAAGCUCAGCAAAACUGAUCCAGCAGUCACAACUGUAAGUUUAACUGAGGACUUAAUCAGCGAAUAUCAAAAACUCGCUCCUCUGAAGGAUUUCUGGCAGGAGAAGCACAGGGAGCAAGAGGAGCAGCUUCGGCAGGCGGCAGGAGAUAAACACAAUUUCCAUCUUAAUGGUCGCCAUCGGCCCUUUAGUUCCAGUCCUCCCAAAAGGAAACACAAGCUAGCAAACAGACUCAGGAUUCAGAGGAUUCAAACUGUGGAGCAAUCACCCCAGAAGCAGGGCUUCUCUCCCUCUGAUCCCAGGGUGGACGUUGGCACUAAAGACGAGACGGCCCCCACAGCAAGGCCAUUAACAAUGGCAGCCUCCAGCUGUGCAAGUGCAUUAGAUGCAAAUGACAUCAUACACACUGUUACCCCAAAGAGCAGAUCACAAGAGAGAGAGGAGAGGAGAAUGGGAAAUAAAAUGGUCAGAAUACGGAAAUUCAAAAGCGAAGCGAGGCUGAAGUGCAAGAAAAUGAGAGACCUUGAAGAGAGUGGCGAAAGCAUGACAAACCCAGCUGACGCUUGUGCAGUGCUAGAAAAUAAGGACAUGGUAGGGGGUGGCAACGAAACAGAGAUUGACUCAGCUGUACACAGUCCCCAGUUGUGUGAGAGUCAAACACCUGAGGAUACUGAAAAAUUUGCUUUCAUGUCUGCCACCUGCUCCCCUAAUAAUGCUACGUCAUCCCAGGAUGUGGCCACGAGUGUACCCGUUAUCCCCGGAGGCUACCUACAGACAUUAUUAGAUGCUUCAGAUUCCUCAGGCAGCUCUGGUGUCCCUUUCUUCCCUCAGCAGACCCCCAGGCAACAUUCACUGGGACUCUCAUUGGAAGAUCAACAAUUUGCUUCUCUUCAGCUGGCCCAAAGCUGUGUACUCUCCCCACCCUCUGAAUCAGAGCUCCAACAGUCACCCCAGAACUGCCCAAAUCUCACCCAGAUGUGGCACUCCCAGCUUGGCCCAAACCAGCAAUUCACUUCAAAUAUCCCUGAAACAGCCAUCCUGCCCAACAAUUUCUCUAAUGCCAUGCCUGUGCCAAUGUCAGAGAAUCUGGCAGUGCCAGGGUACAGCCAACUGGGUCUGGAAGGCAACAGAAUGCUUUAUGAAAAAAAUUACAUGCCCGAGCAGGCGCUGCCGCCUGAUGCAGAAUUUCAAGUGUGUCAGGUUCCCUGCGUGGAGGGCCAGCUACAGUUUCAAAGAGGCACACUGCACACUGACAACGGCAGGCUCAUCAGUUUUGACUCAGUUGGCUCGCUGUCAGCUACUUCCAGCAAUUACAGCUCUCUGAGUCUCAAGUCCUGCGAGAAGGAUGGUGAGGAUGAUGUGAACGAGAACUUUCUGGCCCACUGCAGUCCCAAACUGGUGAUUCAGCAGAGUAUUGAUGCAAUCACACCCCUGAGGGAGUCCACAGACUUACUGGAUAUCUCUAACUUCACUCCAGAUAAAUUCAGACACACAUCUUUGUCCGAGCUAUCACCCCCUGAGACACCCAAUUUAUCCCCCCAGGUCAUAGGGCGAGAGAUGAAGAUGGUGGGAAAAGCCAAGGUUCUCUCAAAUGGGUCUGAGAUGCCACUGGAGGACAACCAAGAAAUGAAAUGGAAUUGUACCAUGAUAGAGCAGCAAAAUCAUCUGACUGGAUUCACAGGUGAUAGCCACCACUAUCAGUUGCACAGUUUUAAUCAAGAUGACUGCUUAUGUCUGAAAAAGGAAGGAGUGAAUCAGGCCGACUUUUAUGAGCAGGCUGCUGACAUGAUUGGUGGGAUAAAAGGUGCAAAGUCAAAGAGGAAAAACAGCAGCAAACAAUCUGCAGGUCAGGUCACCAAAAAAAGCAAAACACCAAGAGCUGCAAAGGGCGAGAAGGUCAAGAGCCCAAGACAGAAUUCACGAGCAUCCAAAAAGCUAAAAGCCUUAUUGGAUGAAAAGAGUGGUAAAAGCCAGCUUGGAGGCUCAAAGUAUAUGUCCCACCAGCUAACAGACAACAGUUCUGACGACUGGCCAGGCAUGGGCUGGCCAGAGAAAAACAGUCAGGCUGAUGACCAACGAGAGUUUGAAGAGCCCUCAAACAUUCUUUCUAACAUUGUAUCGGGGAUGGCUGAGGUGCAGCGUUUCAUGAUGGCCUCUAUUGAACCAAUAUGGGGCCCAGCAGUAGACAUCUGUUUACCCUCAGAGGCGAACAGUCUGAAGUUAAAGACUCUCAAAAUCCUGGCAGGGACCUCAUCUGAUCCCAAAAAGAAAGGUGCUGUCUCUGUUGGGGGCACCAAAGGCAGGAAAGCAGGGGGCAAAGGUAGCAAAAAUCAGGCGAAAUUAAAUGCCUCUCAUCCCCUUUUCCCCCAGUUGACUCUGGGCUGUAACAUGUUUGACAAGCCUAACCUUGGUGUCCCUGGCAUAAAUGGGCCUGCACACAAAAAGAUGUACCGUCACAAAACCAGUGCAAAAUUCCCUCGGAUCGAAAACCUUAAGGGCAAGAGGGCUGAGCGAGACCCGAGUAAGGACAUAGCACUGAUGACCUCUUUUGAAAAACUGAGGUAAUAUUUUGUAACUAGCUGCUGAUGCACGUUCCUCACUUUUCCCCCCAACUUCCUGCUCAGCCCUCGUCCCUGACAUACCUGCACUGACUGACAGAAUGCCAGAGAUGCAUGGAAAUUACAUUAAAUUCAACCCACUCUUCUUAUUUUUUGACCCCACCUACCCACUUCCUACCUUGAGCCCCAAGAAGAUAUAGAUAUCUUGCAUGAGAAAAUUCUUGUACUUGCAAACUACCUAUUGAGUGAUUGUUUAAGGCUUGACUGAGAUUUUAAAAUACCAUGGCUGCAUUUUCUUCUUGCUUUUGCUGUUUCUCCUUGUAGUUGUUUUGAUUCUUUUUGUCUGAAGAGAAAAAUCCUUGAUAAAUACAAUGUCUUUUUGCAAGACUUUUCUUUUAACAGUGAAAUUUGCUGCCCUAAACUUAUGUAAUUAUAUUCCUCAUUUGAAACAUAGCUAUUCGGACAAAAAUGCAUUUGUGUAAGCUCCCACACCCCCCCCCCCCCCCCUUAGUUUCUGUAUGCAGAACAGGUUGACCUCUCCCUCAUACUGCCUGAUUUUUUCAAGUGGGAAAUGCUCAGCUUCCUGUCUAGGAUAAUCAACAUUCUUUGUAGGCCCCAAGACAUCAAUAGCACAUAAUGGGACCAUUUUGUAUCGAAGACAUAUCAGAUUAACAUUUUUUUAUUGAUGGAACGAAGUUGAAUUUUCAUCCUAUGCGUUUACUAUGCUUUUACAGGAGUUUUACUGGAGCUUACCUUCGAGGGACAUUUCUAAGACAUGGGAAUUAAAUGUGCUUCAUGUUUUUUUGCCUUUUCUUUCUUUUUUGUUGUCUAUGUCCCUGUACAGAAAUGCACUAUUUAAUGCAAACAUUAAUUCUUAAGCUCUAUGUGCCAAAUGUGAACAAAUUUAUUAUGAAUAUGAAUUCUGGCUGUUUCAUUUACUAUCUAUAAGAAUUUUGGCCCUUCUCUUUUGAGGCUCUGUGAAAGUUAACAUUCCAGAUUUUUCCUCUUUGCUUUUGGGACCAUAUAUUGUGAAGAGCACCUGCAGCUGACAGUGGUACAUAACCACUCACUUAACCAAAACAACAAGACGUUGAAGACUUUCCUUUUUUCCAUCUACUUGCCAAAUUCAGCUUUUCUCAGCAUAACCUGGCUUUGAGAUUAAAAAAGACAAAUGAGGAGAGAAACAUUUUAACAAAAAGCAGAGAAUAUAUGUACAGUGCUCAUUCGGGAUAGAUAAAGACUUCUAACUGAUGUCAAAGUGUAAGCACAGUCAAAAUGAGGUAAUUCCCCUUACUGUAAUUGGUGGGAAAGUAUGUGUGAACUUAAUUGGCAUGGAAACCGACAGGGAUAACUCCCAUGUUAAAUCUGAGAAAAAAAAAGUUAAACACUUGUAAAACACCCUUAAAUUAUCUUGAACAUUUACAGUUAAUGGAAAUAUCCAGAUAUGGUUCAGUAGGCCCUCAGAUAGGCCCUGCACUGGACUGUAAUAUUGGAUGUAGUGGUUUAUACGAUUUAUAAUUUUUUUUAUAAAGAAUAGAGUACCACAGUUGGUAUGUCACAUAGGUGUCAGGCACUGGGCACUUGUUUAUUACUAUACUGUUCUACCUACAUGGUAGCAUGUAAAGUCCUCUGCUACAGAACACAAACAUGACCAGAUGACUUCAGAGUUGUUGUAAGAGUAUAAAGGCAGCAAACAAUUACUUUAUUGGCAAGUCUUACAUCUUUAAAUUCUAGAAAAUAUUGAUGCAUUGUAUACAUAAAAAGACUUACAACACAUUAAUCCAGUAACAUCUCAAAUUAAUAAAGAAAUCCAUAUACAAUUUAAGGUAAAUAGUGUUGGAAGCUCAUUAUAAUUUUCUAUAGGUAUUUUGACUAGUGAUGACAUUCCCACAGUGGUACUCUGUGGAGAAUUUGAUUAGAAUCCUGCACACCAAUGAACGUCUAUGAUUAUCAGAAAAUAUGCUGCUUGUAAAAGAGAUGCUGCAUUUGCUAUUUCAGUUCAACUUAAAAACUGAAAUAACUUUGAAUUAAAUGAAUUAUUGUUUCAUUUUACUGAAAUAUGCAUUUUCUACUUUAAAAUAUAAACGUCAUUUUCUAGAAAAUAUUUUAAGGGACAUGGUUGAGAAUGGUUUAAUGCUCUGGAUCAUUCCAUUCUCCAAAAUAUUUCCAUAACAUAGUUUUACUCUGUGUCCUUCUGCCCUCUCUGUUCUGUCUAGCUUGCCAUGUUUAGGAGCAGUUCAUGCUGAUGAUGGGUAAACUGCACAUGGGCCAUCAUGCCCAAACAUCUGCCUUCUCUAAUUUCUGCCUAUUUUCAAUUGAAUGUACUUCUUCAGAUUUGUACUGUGUGCCACUGUUGAGCUGCCUCCUCUUACUGGUGCUAAGGAAGUUUUUUUCCCUCCCAGAUUCAAUAAAGGAAAAAAAAAUUAUAUACACACACACACUUCUGUAUGAAUAUGAAAAAAAAGAUCCCCUCUUUAUGAAUGUACAAUAUAUGGAUAUAUAUUCACACAAUAAUAAUUUGACAUUAAUUGGGAUUACUUUUUGCUUUUUGUUGAAAAAAUUAUUGAGCUUUAUAAAUACUGUCGAGUUGAAGGAUUCUUAAUGAACUCUUGACAUUACAAAAAUACUGUAUAUUUUUCUCUGUGCCAAUUUGUAACAUAUUUUGUAAGUGUAUAUUUUUCUUAGAAAGUGCUGUGAAGUAUUAGUGUGUGUGAGUAACCUUUUUUGCGCCUCUGUAGGCUGUGAAAAGGAUGUAUAAUGAAAAGGUUUCUGGUUUUAAAAACCAAAAUACUAAGUAACAUUAAAAAAUCUACAUUUUUGUUGGGAGUUUUGUACGAGGAAAUUGACCUUGUUGUGGGAGCAUUGUGUUAUUGUGGAAAACACAAAUAAGCAAACUAAAAAAAUUAAGAAAAAAAAAAUUUAAUUUGUGAACUACUUGCUGUUUUAUAGAUUUUUCAUGUAAAUUAUUCUAGUAUUAUUUUGUUUAUGUUGUGUUGCAAAAGUUUUAAAUAUUUGUGAAUCCGCCUGUAUGGUGACAAUGUAAUAUUGGUACUUGCUGAGUUUUGUAAUAAUGUUUAUGGAGUAAAUAUACAAUUAAAAUGAGAUUUUGAA